UUGGUAUGCCAUGUGGUGGGACUCCAGGCAUGGUUAGUUUGAGUAAUUGUUCUGAGGCCACAUGGAGUUUGUCAUCUCUCACAGAGGAAUUUAAUUCAUUAGUGUAAGACAUCGCAGCAGUAGCUUGAAGUCCAUGGCCCAAAAUGACUCUGCCACUGGAGACUUUCUUCCAUAAAGAGGAAGAUCAGACAGGAGGCUGGGAUGAACAUGCCACUGCAUCAGAUCUCUGCCAUUCCAUCCCAGGAUGCCACUUCUGCUAGAGUCUACAGAAGUAAAACCAAAGAAAAGGAGAGGGAAGAACAGAAUGAGAAGACUUUGGGACAUUCCAUGAGUCAUUCAAGCAACAUUUCUAAGGCUGGGGGCUCCUCGGUGGCGUCGGCUCCAGUGUCCUUCGCUCGCACUUCCGUCACGCCCUCCAAUCAGGACAUCUGCAGUUCCAGUGCAGUGUUUUCUGAGUGUUGUCACCACAGUCCCGUGCCAUCUGCUGUUGUCUUGAAAGCUCCUCCCUGCCAGAGUUCUCUGACCCAAGGGCUCACUGUGACAAUUGUCUGUCAAGACACAGCGCAGGCGUCAAAGAGAAAUUCCUGUGGUUCAGAGUGGGUCCAGGCCUUGAAGCCUACUAAGAAUACCAAAGCCAGGACACUAAAGUUCUCAAAAUCCCUAAACGAUGUGGGUGAGAACGCCCGGGAUGCCUUGGAAAGUUUUGACUACGCGGAGAGAACCUGCUCUGAAGGGAAACUGGUACUUCCUCAGGACCCAUGUCUCAGAACCAACAGGUUCCACCAGAGAGAAAGAAGAAUACUGAAUCGCAAAGCCCUGGGCAGUUCCAAGCAUUCUUGUGUCUCAUCCCUUUCUGCCAAUCGUUCAGCAGCCUCAGAAGCAGGAGCCAGCAAGGGGGGCAUGCAUGUCCUGCUUCUGGACGAGAAGGCGGAUGGCGAGGCCCUGUCCCGAAGCCGGAGGCUGCUGCGGUACCUGCUGUCACUCUCACACGGCUCGAGCACCAGCAGCCUGCACCGUUUCCACGAGCUGGAGAGCCGUGCCACCAGCCUGCAACCCGCCAAGUCCUCCAGCAGGCUGGCCGGGAGUGCCGGCUUCUACUCCGAUGAGAUGGGGGACGACGACGUCUUUGAGGAGAGCACAUCUGCAAAACUGAAGAGCAGGGUGCUGCGGGCGCCCCUCUGCUCCGUGGAGAAGGACAGUGACCUGGAUUGUCCUUCCCCCACCUCUGAAAAGGGCCCCCGCAUCUCUCCUGUGUCCACAUCAGGGGAUGCCUGCAGGAUCUGUCACUGUGAAGGGGAUGACGAGAGCCCUCUGAUUACGCCCUGCCACUGCACAGGGAGCCUCCACUUCGUGCACCAGACCUGCCUGCAGCAGUGGAUCAAGAGCUCUGACACGCGCUGCUGUGAGCUGUGCAAGUACGAAUUCAUCAUGGAGACCAAGCUGAAGCCGCUGAGAAAAUGGGAGAAGCUGCAGAUGACGUCCAGUGAGCGCAGGAAGAUCAUGUGCUCUGUGACCUUCCACGUCAUCGCCAUCACCUGUGUGGUCUGGUCCUUGUAUGUGCUCAUUGACCGCACCGCCGAGGAGAUCAGGCAGGGUCAGGCAACAGGAAUUCUAGAGUGGCCCUUUUGGACUAAGUUGGUGGUUGUGGCCAUUGGCUUUACUGGUGGACUUCUUUUCAUGUACGUUCAGUGCAAAGUGUACGUACAGUUAUGGAGGAGACUCAAGGCUUAUAACAGAGUAAUCUAUGUCCAAAACUGUCCAGAAACAAGCAAAAGGAAUAUUUUUGAAAAAUCUGCACUAACAGAGCCCAGCUUUGAAAAUAAAGAUGGACGUGGAGUCUGUCAUUCCGAUACAAACUCUUCUUGUUGCACAGAACCUGAAGACACUGGAGCGGAGAUCAUUCACGUCUGAUGGCGCGGAGGUUGUGUUCUCUUGGACCGCUGAGAACAGCCGAAGGAAAUUGUUUACUGCCAAUUGUAUACAUUUUCUUAUGUCCGUGAAUAGCAUAGACUGGGCAGGUGACUCUUUUUAAUGGCUUCUCUGUUUUCUAAACCCUCCUUAGUGACUCUCCUGGAAAACCCUCACGUCAGCUGUGCCCAGCUGGGUUCUGCUUCUGCCAGCAAGUCUACAGGAAGGGAGGGUGGACGAGCCUGUGACACCACGAUGGGGUGCUGGCUGGGUUCUGGCUCGUAGUCUUGCGCAGAAUGAGAGAGCAAGAUGCCAAACCUGAGGGAAGAAGAGGAGCAGGUGGUGCCUGGGCCCUGCCGCGCCUCUUCUGGUGGGCAGGUCCCCGCUUCCUGCCCGCUCGGUGAACUGCUGGGAGGGACCAGCCUUGGGGAGAGGCUUCUCCACCACUAGUCAGGGUCCAGGGAGGCUGCCACUGACAGUUCCCGAGCAGACGGGCCGUGGUGCUCUGUGCGUGGUGGUGAGUGAUUCACUAAGCAAAGCAAAGCACUUUACAAAAAGAGAAUCUUUAUUUUGUAAUACGUGUGUCACGUGGGGUUGACAUUUGAAAGAACGUCUCAUUUAGAAACCUUCCUUUCAUGACCCUGAUUAUCUCCUUCACAUUAUAAUAGAUCUGAAACCCUUUUUGCCUUAUAUAUGCUAAGAAAUGUGACUUCCACUCUGUGUCCAUAAAAGGGACUUGUAAAGCAGAACAAACAGGUUGGAGGCAUUUUUCAUAACAUUUUGUGGGGAUGAAUGGAUGGUAAGUGGCAGUUCGAGCAUAAUUCCUGUGGUUUUGAGCCUGUUUUAUGACAAGUCUUCAUGUCAUCGGGCUGCCCUAAACGUUUCUUUUUUUGUCAGUCCUGAAGAAGAAGGGUUCAUGAGAUCCAAAUGAAAGGAAGUGAGGCAUCAGAACAAAAUGGAAUAUUUAAAAACUAUUCCUUUACAGACAGACCUCUCCAGUUUGUGCUGACUUCACACUGAAGGAGUAGGAGUGUAUCGCCCAGCUGGGGUACACGCUGAAGGUGCUCUCAGGGGCCCCUGCUCCUGGCACCUUCUGUGGGUCGCUGCCCAGAGCAGAGAGGCAGAUGGGCUGUCUCUGGGCUGAGGGCCAGGAGUGAGCAGCAGACUGCCACGGUCCACCGUGUCCCUGCUCCCAGCCACACCCCUGCCCAUUGGUCGCCUUAACUGGACUGAACCCCUGGCCCUGCUUUCAGUCCAUUCUGUCAUCAGGGAUUAUCUCCUGUACCACUUUUUCAUAAAACCAAAAUUACUACCAUCAAAUGGCCUUUGUACCUUUAAGAGGGUCUGCUUAAAAUUCUAUUUUUAAAGACCGAUUUCAUCAUACCAGGCAAAAGAGAGUCAACUCCAGAAAAAUAGCCCAGGGAGUUCUGCAGUGUGAGAUGAGUGUGCCUAGGCACUUACUCUCCAGGUAGCUCUCUGGAUGUCUUGGGUGGGUGGCCCUGGGGUCCUGCCCCCCAUCCUCUGAGCCUCAGGUGUUUCAUCCAACCUGUUAGAGUAGGAAGCAAACAGAAGAUGAUUCCUUUGCAUUUCAGCGUGGAAGCUCUAUGGUUUGUUUUGAAAGCCAGGAGGUUCUUAAGCCCUUGGGGGAGGGCUUUGCCCUGCCAUGGCUUCUCUGGCCUGGCAGGUGCUAUCCAGCCAUAGCCCACCCCCUGGAAAUAGGUCAGCUCGUCCUCUCCAUCUCCCAGGCCACAUCCAGCGCGUGCCUGAGCUCACUGUGCCCCAAAGUGCAAUUACCUACGCCCCUUCCCAGCCUGGGGACACCAAAUAGCUACAGACGGUCUGCUCAGGAGAGCCACAUCCCAGGUCUGCCUUGCCGGUGCCCUUUAGGAACUGCCAGGGCAAGGCCCCUUGUCCCUCUUGACGGCAGGUGAGUCGUCAGGGGAUACUGAGAGAGAUUUCUAAGUGGGCACCAUUCCCCUUCUCCCCAGUGGCGCUCCUUGUGCUGUCCCUGAAAAGCACUGAAACUUCUGAUAGAGAGGAGAGUGUGCUCAGGUGGGGAUGGCCCCGGGACAGCCCAGCCAGUGUGGCUGGUGCCCCACCUGUGGCAGAGGUGACUUCAUAACCAGCCCUGUUGUGUUGCUCCCAUGGCCCACCCAAGCUCUCACGGGAAGCUCUCUCACACCAUCUCAUCACCUCCAGCCAAGCUCCUAAAAGCCUCUGCCUGUGGAUGGUCCGCCUCGUGUCCUUUUCUUUCCUGGGAUGGCACACACACAGCUAUCCCAUUGCCUUCUGUCCUCGCGUGUUCUGCUGACCACCUCUGACCCCCAACUUAGUCCCAGCACUAACCCCCCGCCCCCCAGCCGCAGGGACUGAGUGAACUUGCGAGGCCCUGGUGAAGUGGCGCUGUGCUGCCGCUGAGUGGGGGCUUUGGAUCUGCCAGGCAUUCCUUUAGUCUGUCAGCUGGCCUUCUAGGUUCCUGGAAGAGUUAAUUAUUCCCCAUUUCCUCAUCGUUUUGCACCUGACUGAACAAAUUACAGAAAUGUGGGGUGAGCUUGCAGGUCUCAGGGCCUGGAGGCUGGUAUCUGAAGGCCAGGCGAAGGGGAGAGGGAAGCAGCCUGGGGUGUCGCCAGCCAACCAUCUCUGACUCGGCCUCUGCUUCCCCUCAACCUGUAGUUCCACUGAAGCACUUUUGUGCCUGAGUUUAAAAUUUUGCUGAAAAUUAUAAAAGAUCUCUUCACCCUCCAGACCUGUACUGUCUCUUGCCUUUUUUUUUUUUGCUUCGGUCCACUCUUUUCAACCUUACGGGUCCAGUUUCAAAUCCUGCAGGUGUCCCCUAACCUGGCUACAGACAGACAGACAGGCCCCGGGCAGUUGGGGGGGUUCAAAAGCCUUGUGUAGAGCUGCCCCCCUGACUGGUGGUCGGCCCUGGAGCCAGAGGAGGAUAGGGCACACAGGAUAAAGAUCCACGAUGGUGUGGAUUUGGCCUGACGCAAACCACUUUUGAGAUACUUUCCCUCUUGGAUCUGAUUUGAAGUUUGCAGCUUCUAUCUCUAGCCCAAGGAAAGACUGAAACAUAGGGAAACAAAAACAUUUGUCUUUGUUUUGACAGUAAUGAAAUUGUGCAACUCACCACCUAUUUAGAUGCAAUGUUUAUAGGAUGUUGAUUGUUAAUAAAGACCAAAUUUACACUGGCAUGUGUGGUGUAGUUUCUAACAGGCACUUCAUACUUGAAGUUUUUCCUCAACUUAGAAGCUUUCUAGUUAUCUAAAUGUCUAGUUUUGUAUCAUUUUGUGUAUGUUCACUGUUUCUCAGUAUUACUGCUUGAAUAAUUCUCUGUAUGGGUGGGGGGGUGUUUGUACUAUACACGGAGUGUCUAAUUGCAGCAAUAAAGCAUUUCUUUAAAAAGGA
Molecule: messenger RNA, 5316 nt
Organism: Odocoileus virginianus texanus
Lineage: Eukaryota; Metazoa; Chordata; Mammalia; Artiodactyla; Cervidae
Source: RefSeq, a predicted model, not a curated record